This is a messenger RNA of Phaethon lepturus (White-tailed tropicbird), 508 nucleotides long. RefSeq names its product serine/threonine-protein kinase BRSK2-like. Lineage: Eukaryota; Metazoa; Chordata; Aves; Phaethontiformes; Phaethontidae. Gene Ontology annotation, molecular function: ATP binding; tau-protein kinase activity; protein serine/threonine kinase activity. Gene Ontology annotation, biological process: protein phosphorylation; microtubule cytoskeleton organization; intracellular signal transduction. Gene Ontology annotation, cellular component: cytoplasm. The annotation marks the transcript as partial. The transcript has 5 exons. The record is from RefSeq and is a predicted model, not a curated record.
GUAUUUGGUGCUAGAACAUGUGUCAGGUGGGGAGCUCUUCGACUAUCUUGUAAAAAAGGGAAGAUUGACACCAAAAGAAGCCAGGAAGUUCUUCCGACAAAUCAUCUCUGCUUUAGACUUCUGCCAUAGUCAUUCAAUAUGCCACAGGGACUUAAAACCAGAAAACUUACUGCUGGAUGAAAAGAACAACAUCCGGAUAGCAGACUUUGGGAUGGCAUCGCUGCAGGUUGGGGACAGCUUGUUAGAAACCAGUUGUGGAUCACCACAUUAUGCUUGCCCUGAAGUCAUCCGGGGAGAAAAAUAUGAUGGAAGGAAAGCAGACGUCUGGAGCUGCGGAGUCAUUUUAUUUGCAUUGCUAGUGGGUGCCCUGCCUUUCGAUGACGACAACUUGCGGCAACUGUUGGAGAAGGUGAAACGUGGAGUGUUCCACAUGCCACAUUUUAUCCCUCCGGACUGUCAGAACCUUUUGCGGGGGAUGAUUGAAGUGGAUGCCUCGAAACGUCUCACG